Messenger RNA from Drosophila innubila, 2752 nucleotides. It is a transcript of the gene dx, whose product is annotated as protein deltex. The record is from RefSeq and is a predicted model, not a curated record. Gene Ontology annotation, molecular function: ubiquitin protein ligase activity; zinc ion binding. The coding region runs from base 397 to 2664 and encodes 755 amino acids. NCBI's taxonomy places the organism in Eukaryota, Metazoa, Arthropoda, Insecta, Diptera, Drosophilidae. Gene Ontology annotation, cellular component: nucleoplasm. The transcript has 5 exons. Gene Ontology annotation, biological process: Notch signaling pathway; protein ubiquitination.
AAAAAGCUGACUGCUGUUCAAUUUAAGAUCAUUUGAUGUUGUUGCAUUUUUAUCAUUUGCGCUUGCGCCCAAAUGUUAAAAUUUGCAUAUAAAUUAAUUAAAGUCAAAUCCAAUUAAUGUUUAAGUUGUUGUGCCGUGCAAAACGUCAAGUAAAACGCAACAAGUGUUAUAUUGAAGUGUCGCAGUGUCAGCACCGAUCGCAGCCGAAUUUGAAUGCAUAAACAGAGAAGAGGAACGUGUAAACCAGAAACAGAAACAAGAACCAGAACAUAAACGAUAAUAAGCAUAAACAAAACGCAAAUUAGCCUUGAUUAUUGACAUAUUGAUGAAUGCAAUUAAAACUACAAGCAUAACAAAUUUGUUCAAAAUGAAGUGAGUGAGAAGCAUAAACGAAAAAUGGCCAGCAAUGUGGCUGGUGGUGCUGCUGGCGGCAUUAACCACAAUGGCAACGCCAACGGAGGAGGCGGCGGAGGCGGAGGCGGAGUUGCCAUCAAUCACACGCACGCCGUUUGCGUCUGGGAAUUUGAGUCGCGCGGCGGUAAAUGGUUGCCGUACUCUCCGGCCGUAUCGCAGCAUCUGGAGCGUGCGCAUGCCAAGAAAUUGACGCGCGUGAUGCUCAGCGAUGCGGAUCCCAGCCUCGAACAGUACUAUGUCAAUGUGCGCACCAUGACCCAGGAAUCGGAUACGGAAUCGGAGGCGGGACUGCUCACAAUUGGUGUACGGCGCAUGCUCUAUGCGCCCAGCAGUCCGGCGGGCAAGGGCACCAAGUGGGAGUGGUCCGGCGGCAGCUCGGACAACAACUGCGAUUGGCGGCCCUACAACAUGCAUGUCCAGUGCAUCAUUGAGGAUGCGUGGGCGCGUGGGGAACAAACAUUGGAUCUGUGCAACACAAACAUCAGCCUGCCAUAUACGAUUAACUUUUGCAAUCUGACGCAAAUGCGACAGCCGAGCGGACCAUUGCGUAGUAUCCGGCGUACACAGCAGGCGCCGUAUCCGCUGGUCAAGCUGACGCCGCAGCAGGCGCUGCAGUUGAAGACAACCAACAGCAAUGGCAACGAUUAUGCGUCAAGUCAUCAGCAGCAGCAGCAACAGCAGCAGCAGCAACGGAACAAUACAUUGCCCAAAAUGAGCAACAUGUUGCCGCCAAUGACAAUGCAUCGUCAGCAGCAUCCGUUGCCAAUGUCUGUGAGCAACAAUGCGCAUCAUCAUCAACAGCAGCAGCAGCAGCAGCAACAUCAACAGCAGCUGCAACAGCAACAACAACAUCAACAGCAGCUGCAACAUCAGCAACAUCAUCAUCAUCAACAACAACAGCAGCAGCAACAACCACAAAGGAAGCCACACAAGAAGCACAGUGAAAUCUCAACAACAAAUCUGCGCCAGAUACUCAACAAUCUAAACAUCUUUGGCAGCAGCACAAAACACAGCAACCACAGCAACAGCAACAACCAUAGCCAUAGCAACAACAAUCAUCUGUCGUCAGCAACAACAUCCUCGAAUGUUGCUGGCUCCACAUUGCAUUUGAUGCAACAUCAGGCGCACUUCUCACAUGGCAGCAAGAGCAUGUUAACCUCCUCAAUGAAUAGCCAUCACAGCCGCUGCUCGGAGGGAUCGCUGCAGUCGCAGCGCAGCAGUCGCAUGGGAUCGCAUCGAUCGCGUUCACGUACGCGUGCCUCGGAUACGGAUACGAACAGUGUGAAGUCGCAUCGACGACGUCCCAGCGUGGAUACCGUAUCCACGUAUCUCAGUCAUGAGAGCAAGGAGAGUUUGCGUAGCCGUAACUUUGCCAUAUCUGUGAAUGAUCUGCUCGACUGUUCGCUGGGCAGUGAUGAGGUGUUUGUGCCAUCGCUGCCGCCUUCGUCGUUGGGUGAGCGUGCUCCAGUGCCGCCGCCUUUGCCCAUGCCUCAUCAUCAUCAGCAGCAGCAGCAGCAGCAGCAACAACAGCAACAACAGCAGCAGCAGCAGCAGCAACAACAACAGCAGCAAUCAAUCGCUGGUUCGAUUGUGGGCGUGGACCCAGCCAGCGAUAUGAUAUCACGCUUUGUCAAGGUCGUUGAGCCACCAUUGUGGCCCAAUGCUCAGCCCUGUCCCAUGUGCAUGGAGGAGCUGGUGCACUCGCCACAGAAUCCAGCCAUAUCGCUGAGUCGCUGCCAGCAUCUGAUGCAUUUGCAGUGUCUCAAUGGCAUGAUCAUUGCCCAGCAGAACGAACUGAAUAAGCAGAAUCUGUUUAUUGAGUGCCCCGUUUGUGGUAUUGUCUAUGGCGAGAAGGUGGGCAAUCAGCCCAUUGGCAGCAUGUCCUGGAGCAUCAUCAGCAAGAGUUUGCCGGGUCACGAGGGUCAAAACACCAUACAGAUUGUCUACGACAUUGCUUCGGGUUUGCAGACCGCUGAGCAUCCGCAUCCGGGACGUGCGUUCUUUGCCGUUGGCUUUCCGCGCAUUUCCUAUUUGCCGGAUUGUCCGUUGGGUCGCAAAGUUUUACGGUUUCUCAAGAUUGCCUUCGAUCGUCGUUUGCUUUUCUCGAUUGGACGUUCGGUGACCACGGGACGCGAGGAUGUGGUGAUUUGGAAUAGCGUUGAUCAUAAGACACAAUUCAAUAUGUUUCCGGAUCCAACGUAUUUGCAACGCACCAUGCAACAGCUUGUCCAUCUGGGCGUUACGGACUGAUUUCAUCCGUACAGCAGCAACCAUUAUCUUCCUCUUCCCAUGUCCUUUUAGUACUCCUGCUAACAAAAAUCUCAAUGUGUGUGCAAUC